Molecule: messenger RNA, 2232 nt
Organism: Ipomoea triloba (trilobed morning glory)
Lineage: Eukaryota; Viridiplantae; Streptophyta; Magnoliopsida; Solanales; Convolvulaceae
Exons: 6
Coding region: 519-1967 (482 amino acids)
Source: RefSeq, a predicted model, not a curated record
UCGAUACUCUUCCAUUAUCUCUCGAGCUAUAAAAUUUUAUGGAUAUUAUCUGCCUUAAGAAUGAAUUGUCUAUAUUUCGGGAUGUUAAUUCAAAAAAUAAAAGGGAAGAAAUAUUGAAUUAGUAACAAAUGUUGGAUAUACAUUUUAAUUUUCCACUAAGUUAUUAUCAAGAAUAAAAAAAAUUCAAUUAUUAAUUAAAGAUUUAAAUUUUAAAACAUCACUAUUAUAUUUUGAAUUUUAUCAAGAAAAAAAUGGGUGACUGUUGGAGGGCUUCUGGCCAUCGUAUAUUAUAGUUUAUGAUGAUGAAAGCCGAAAGGUACUAUUUGCCUUCUGGUAGUAGAAAUGUUGUGUUGCUGAUGAUGCCUGUUUGAAACUCGAAAGCUCUCCUACUCUUUCAUGGCGACAACAAUAGCUAAAGGCUAAACAUCCUUGCUUAAGGUCAAGAUUACAUCGUACCCUUUUCCUUAAAGAUUCAAAUUUUCCCGAGUGUCCCGCCGUCAAUCGGGCCAAGAACGAGAAUGGUUAUUAGAAAGCCGAAUCCCCGUAUUCCUUCUGCGAAGGGCAAUGGAAGAAAAGCGAAGAGUGAUGGGAUUGAACUGUUGGUCAAGAAUGGCUCUGAACCAGCCGACCAUUGGGAGUUUCUGGAUGAGAUUGAUGCUCCCAUGUGGGUGGAUCUCAGUGUUGAAUCUAAGUCUAUGUACACUGACAAGGAUGAUGAAUGGUUCCACAUGAGCCAUCUGUUUCAUCAAUCGUCUUCCAAAGAAUUGAAAGCUGCAUUUUCUCGCAUUGGGGAGAUCUGUGCAGAAAUGGACUUUGGCGGGCACGAACAAUCUUCCCCGAAGCUUCCACCCUCGGUGGGAAGAUCGAGAGGUAAAGAUUACAGGAGUAGGGAGUGGGGGAAAGGAAACCGCAAGAUUAGCUUGGGUAAGAAGCAUCCGGUUAAGGACUUAAACAGUAAAUCUUCACGGGUGAACUCGGGGUUUACUAAAGCUGUGAAAGAUCGAACAAGCCACGUAAAUGUAAAACACCGUGGGGCUUCAAAAUCUAUUUCUGUUGGCCCGAGCAGCUUGUCUCUAAAUUCUAAACCCCCCUGCUCUCAACCAAUUCCCAGUCGUGGUUCUGUAGCUGCUGAGAGAGGCGAAAGCAGUUUAAGUACCGUUACAUCUGAGGUUAGCGAUCAACGGCAUCAGAAGUCCUCGGUGACAAGUAAUUCAAGCAGCACCGUUACUUAUGAGGAUGUCGAACAACAACAUAAGAACUCUCUGGAGAUGAGAAAUUCAACGUGCACCGUAACAUCUAGACUUACUGAACUGCAACCUCGAAAGUGCACAGACAUAAACAGUCAAGUAUUUGGGCGAACUAGUGAUUUCUUGUCGACUCUAAGGGUUAGUGUUAGGAAAAGUUGUGUUACUAGACAGGCAUUAAGGCUGGUGGUUAAUAGUCCGAGGCAAUCUGAAGGUCGAAAAUCUGCUUCUUCAAGCAAAUCAAGCAUAGAGUCUUCAAAUCCUCACGAGGAUAGAAACCAAUCUACAAGCCAAACUAAAGGCACAACUCCAGAUAGUAGAAAUGUCUUCGGAUUGAAUGACCCCCCAAAAGAAAAGACGAAGCUACCACGAAUGUACAAGGGUCAUCACCGUACUAAUACAACACAACAGAAAGCUUUUGUUCCCAAUCGAGGCAACGGAAAUGUUCCCUCAAAUGAGGUUAGGAAGACUAAAGAGAGCACGGGAACCAAAAUCAAAAGAACUAUGGCCACUGGUAAAGAGAAUGCACCAAGGAUAGUGGUUCCGAAAUCAAGCUCUAGAGAGAGGGCAGCUACAGUCAAAGUGCAGGUUCCUAAAGUUUCAAAGGAAAGAAUCCCGGGAACUAGUUCUUCAACAACGUUGACUGGUGUAAAGGCAAGGGUAGAUAAUAGACGGGAAGUGAAGAAUCCCCGAAAGAUGGCCGAGCAGGUUUUCCUAAGAUGAGAAAGACGGGGGAACUUACCUGCAGUCUAGGCAAGAACUCGGGUUUUUGUUUCACCAAACCCUUAACCUGCCUUGCAAUAGCCACACCCCAUUUUGUUCAUCAUUUGACUCUCUUGUCAAUAUUGUGUUAGUAAGAGCUAACAUUUUGUCAUAUGAUUGAACAUCAGAGCAAUCUUAACUACUUUGCCAUGGAAAUUAUUGCUCAAAUUUCAAGAAUACCUAAGAGCACACCCCAAAAGCCAGAAAAAAAGGGGUCAUUUUGGAA